AUGGGCGCAAAACACGUUCCAGUAAACCGUGUGAACGUGGUGAAGGGAGAGGAUCCGCAGAACUACAAGCAAACAAUAAAGGACCCGCGCGCAGACAAAUGGAGGCAGGUCAUCAAAGAGGAGCUCGACACAUUGGAACAGAACGGCACGCCCAUGUGGAUGCAAGAAUACGGUGUAGAUCACACGUUCACGCUCUCAGCCGAACUAGAGUUAGUGUCCGGGAGAGUGAUACUGGUGGUGUCGCGUAUCUGGAAGGUGCCGGCACGUCACGGAUGUGUACCGAGUGCGUACGUGAAGGCCAAGAAAGAGGUCGAGCUGAUCAUCAUCCUGCUGAUCCCGCAGGGCAUGGAAUUUACGAAGGAGCAGCUCGAUGCACAGGGCGUCACGAGUAAGGACAAACUGGUGCUGAUCUUGGAGAAGGAUAGCUACGGGCUGAAUCAGUCGGGCCGAUUGUGCAACCACUUGCUACACAGUAUCUUAGUAACGCUGGGGUUCCAGCAGUGCUACACAGACAGGUUUUAUACAUCAAGAUCGAGAUGA
Messenger RNA from Phytophthora infestans T30-4, 540 nucleotides. RefSeq lists its product as uncharacterized. The transcript is spliced from 3 exons. The record is from RefSeq and is a predicted model, not a curated record. NCBI's taxonomy places the organism in Eukaryota, Oomycota, Peronosporomycetes, Peronosporales, Peronosporaceae. The coding region runs from base 1 to 540 and encodes 179 amino acids.